This is a messenger RNA of Agelaius phoeniceus (red-winged blackbird), 1102 nucleotides long. RefSeq names its product methyltransferase like 27 (gene METTL27). Lineage: Eukaryota; Metazoa; Chordata; Aves; Passeriformes; Icteridae. Gene Ontology annotation, molecular function: S-adenosylmethionine-dependent methyltransferase activity. The record is from RefSeq and is a predicted model, not a curated record.
GCGCCCGGCGCGGGUUAGUUGGCCCGGACGGUACCGAGCGGUACCGCGAUGGGGCUGCCGGCUGCCGUGCGGGACCGCGUGGCUGCGGUGCACCGGGGCUCGGCGCUGCCCGAACGGCUGCGGCUCUACGACGGCUGGGCCGCCCUCUACGAGCAGGAUGUGGCGGCUCUGGAGUACCGGGCACCGUAUCUCGCCGCCGCCUCGCUCGCCUUCGCCUUCCCCGCGCCGCGUGCGGAGGCGCGGCUGCUCGAUGUGGCCUGUGGCACCGGGCUCGUAGCGCGGGAGCUCCACCGGCGCGGGUUCCGCUGCCUGGACGGCGUGGACGGCAGCGCGGGGAUGCUGGAGCGGGCGCGGAGCACCGGGCUCUACCAGGAGCUGCAGCUCUGCGUCCUGGGCAGGGAGCCGCUGCCCGCGCCCGCAGAGCACUACGACGCCGUGACGGUGGUGGGGGCCCUGGGCGAGGGGCAGGUGCCGAGCACGGUGCUGCCGGAGCUGCUGCGGGUCACCAAGCCGGGCGGCUUCCUGUGCCUGACGACGAGGAGCAACCCCUCGAACCUGCGGUACAAGGCGGAGCUGGAGGCAGCACUGGGGCAGCUGGAGCAGAGAGGAGCCUGGCAAAAGCUGCUGGCCCAGGAAGUGGAGUAUUGGGAGAGGGCCACCUCCGAGGAGGAGAGCACCCAGGGCACUGGCUACAUCUCCGGGGUGGUCUACAUCUACCAGAAGUGCCCUGUUCCCAACCUCGAGGAGGGCUGAGAGCUAGCAUGGCUCUGGAGGGGGGACCUGUUCCUGCUUAUCCUGUUCCCAUGUUCCUGGAGAAGAGGUUGCAUCCUUCCCCUCAGGAGCUGUUCUCAGUGUGAGGCAAUGGCUGUGUCUGUCCCUGUUCCUCACCCAGGGCAUCCCACAUCUUCCACACUCGCCCUCCCCAUGGCUCUUGUCACCCUUCUGCUUUGUCCCCCAUGUUUUGGGGUCCCUGUGCCCAUCAGUAGCUGUCCUACUGCUCCCUCCCCACUUGUCUCCAACACUGUCCCCUGGGCAGCUGGGGGUUGUGGCUGUCCCCAGCCCUACACUUGCCUGUUCAAUAAAGCCCUGUCCCUGCUGACUA